AUUGAUGUUUUCAGAAAGAUGUCUGCUGCCUGUCGAUAUGUCAGACAAGGGCUUUGGCUUACCAAAGGCGAUUAUCCUCUUUGUCCCAAGCUGGGUGGUAAACGAGUUGGGAUAGUUUGGAUGUGAAGUGGCUUAAAAGGUUUGAGGCGUUUGGGUGAUGCAUUUCAUACAACUCAAGGAAGAAAAACACCAGGAGUUGAAUACCCUUUCUAAUCAGAUGUCAGUGAACUCGCAGCUUGAUGCCCUCAUAAUUUGUUGUGCAUUAACUCAUCAAACACAUCACACGAUUAAUAAGAAAGGAGUGAUUAUAAAUGUAGGACGUGGAGGCAUUACUGAUGAGAAGGAAAUGGCAGAGUGUUUGGCUUAGGGAGAGAUUGGAGGAGCUGGUUUGGAUGUGUUUGAGAAUAACAUUUCUACUGAAGUUGAAAGGAUAAAACGUAAUGCAGUAAGAGCAUUUUAUAUGUUUUGUUGUCCGUCUUUGCUUUAGUUUAGUUUGAGUCCGCACAACUUAUCUCAGUUUCUGAUAUCUUCAAUGGCAGCCGCUGAGGAGCAAUCCCAAAAUCAAAAUGUGCCACAAGUACUACUUUUGAAACCUCCACCAGCCUUUGCACUUUUCGGAGAUGAAUUCUUUUCCUCCAACAAGUUCCGGCUCUUGAAAGCGUACGAGUCAUCACUCCCACUUGACCAGUUCCUCGAAACGAAUGCAGAGUCGAUUGAGGCUAUUCUCUCCUCGGGUGGCGCACCAGUAACAGCCGACAUCCUGCAGCAGCUGCCGUUGGUGCGACUGGUUGUCACCACUCACGCUGGCCUAGACCACAUAGACUUGGCCGAGUGUCGCAGACGAAACAUUGCUGUAACAAACGCCGGAAACAUUUUCUCAGAGGAUGUUGCUGAUCAUGUUAUAGGGCUGUUGAUUGAUCUGUUGAGGAAAGUUUCUGCGGCGGAUCGCUACGUCAGACGAGGGCUUUGGGUUGCCAACGGGGAUUAUCCGAUCGGUUUUAAGAGCAAGCGGGUUGGGAUUGUUGGAUUAGGAAAGAUUGGCUUCGAAGUUGCUAAAAGACUUGAGAGUUUUGACUGCUGUAUCUCGUACAACUCAAGGAAGAAAAAAGCAUCAGUCUCAUUCCCUUUCUAUUCAAAUGUUUGUGAACUGGCAACAAAUAGUGAUGUCCUCAUCAUUUGCUGUGCAUUAAGCGAACAAACCCACCAUGUGAUCAAUAAAGAAGUCUUAACAGCACUAGGAAACGAAGGAUUCAUUGUUAAUAUUGCACGCGGCAGUAUAAUCAAUGAGCAAGAGCUGGUGCAAUGUUUAGUUCAAGGAGAGAUCAGUGGUGCUGGUUUGGAUGUGUUUGAGAAUGAACCUGAUAUCCCUGGAGAGCUUUUCGCGUUAGAUAACGUUGUUCUAUCACCACAUAGUGCCAUCUUUACUCUGGAAACUUUCAGAGAUUUGCGCGAGCUAGUGGUGGGAAACUUGGAAGCCUUCUUUUCAAACAGGCAACUGCUUUCUGAAGUUGUUUAUGACUGAAUGCAUAUCUUUUUGUCGCUUUGUUUCUGUAACAAUUAUUAAAAGCAUAAUAAUUCACUCCUCGUUUCCCAGCUUAGU
Pistacia vera is the source of this 1600-nucleotide messenger RNA. RefSeq names its product glyoxylate/hydroxypyruvate reductase HPR3-like. The coding region runs from base 533 to 1522 and encodes 329 amino acids. The record is from RefSeq and is a predicted model, not a curated record. Gene Ontology annotation, cellular component: cytosol. Gene Ontology annotation, molecular function: hydroxypyruvate reductase [NAD(P)H] activity; glyoxylate reductase (NADPH) activity; NAD binding. The transcript has 3 exons. Lineage: Eukaryota; Viridiplantae; Streptophyta; Magnoliopsida; Sapindales; Anacardiaceae.